Messenger RNA from Anopheles coustani, 1643 nucleotides. RefSeq names its product troponin I (gene wupA). The transcript is spliced from 7 exons. Lineage: Eukaryota; Metazoa; Arthropoda; Insecta; Diptera; Culicidae. The record is from RefSeq and is a predicted model, not a curated record. Bases 161 to 754 code for a protein of 197 amino acids. Gene Ontology annotation, cellular component: troponin complex. Gene Ontology annotation, biological process: muscle contraction.
CGCCACGCUUCGGAUUGAUCAGUAUUCUUUCCGAGUUCUCAACGGUGUGUUUAGUUCCUUCGCCAGCACUUGUGCGCCGACCGCCAGGAACGUUAGUUCUAGCCGUUAUCCGCUUACCCGGUUGACUUUGAGCCAGAAGGUUUCACCCUAAAACAACACCAUGGCUGACGAAGAAGCAAAGAAGGCGAAACAGGCCGAAAUCGAGCGCAAGCGUGCCGAGGUGCGCAAGCGCAUGGAGGAAGCCUCCAAGGCCAAGAAGGCUAAGAAGGGCUUCAUGACUCCAGAGCGCAAGAAGAAGCUUCGGUUACUUCUGCGUAAGAAAGCCGCUGAGGAGCUCAAGAAAGAACAGGAGCGCAAGGCCGCCGAACGUCGGCGCAUCAUUGAGGAGCGUUGCGGCAAACCCAAGAACAUCGAGGAUGCCAACGAAGAGCAAGCGAGAAAGGUUCUGCGUGACUACCAUCAGCGUAUAAAUAACCUGGAGGAAGAGAAGUAUGAUCUUGAGUAUGUUGUGAAGAGGAAGGAUAUGGAGAUUUCCGACUUGAAUGCCCAGGUUAACGACCUGCGUGGCAAGUUCGUCAAGCCUACGCUCAAGAAGGUUUCGAAGUACGAAAACAAGUUCGCCAAGCUCCAGAAGAAGGCCGCCGAGUUCAACUUCCGCAACCAACUGAAGGUUGUCAAGAAGAAGGAAUUCACCUUGGAAGAGGAGGACAAGGAGGCAAAGAAAUCGGAGAAGGCUGACUGGCAGAAGAAGUAGGGGUGUGUAGCCGACAGCGUGAUAAACAAGAGGAAUCAACCGAAACCCCACAUAGAAUACCCACACCAGAAUACCUUUCAAAACCUUCUUUGGGCUUCACAGUAUAAGAACACGUCAUUAUUUACGCAAACUAUUACACCCGCGAUACCAAAGAAAACAUUAUUAAACUGCCCGGUUACCGCCCUAAUCGUUAAUAAUGAAAUGCAAAAUAAUCAAACAUCGCUGCAUGUAAAGAUUAAAUAAACACGGAAGUUAUAUACUUGGAAAAAAAGGGAAGCACAUCUUUUAUCUAGUCCACAACCUCUACUUCCGAGCACUCAGGUUGAGCAUACGCAUGAAUGUAUGUUUAGCAAUGUGGUUGCGGUUUGCAUUUUUAACGAGUUUGAAGAACCGCGCUCAUUCGGAAUUGGACAGAAGUCUAACGAGCUUAGGAUUAAGAUUUAAUCAGCAGAAUGCCCUUUGCUAUAUACCAUACCACAUACAAUAUUGGUAAAAACAACAAAUACAUAAAACAACAGGUAAAUGAUCUUUAACUAUCACAAUUCGUCACUAUGUUGUACGUAUCCAGCACAGCUAAACCAGAAGCUAAAGUUUUCAGUUAAUGAAUCUCAUCUCACAAGAUUAAAUAAAAUGCACACCCACCUUUCCUCAUAACACAGACGAUUUGAGGGACUGCAUCCUGACCAAUGUGAAUGGCGGAUUGAGGUCUUCAAAUUUUCGUGGCAAAAUUUAGUAACAAAUACCUUGCUCCCAUUCGAUCUCAUCAAUGUUCAUUGAAAUUUAAACUUAAUCUUUAUGAUUUACUAAUUCGCUGUUCUUUCUUUUUUCAUUACUUUAUUGUUAACCAUCGUCCGCCGGAUUGAAUGAAUCGCUUGAUGGGACCUCUCCA